Oncorhynchus kisutch (coho salmon) is the source of this 2566-nucleotide messenger RNA. RefSeq lists its product as uncharacterized. The transcript is spliced from 2 exons. NCBI's taxonomy places the organism in Eukaryota, Metazoa, Chordata, Actinopteri, Salmoniformes, Salmonidae. Bases 104 to 2491 code for a protein of 795 amino acids. The record is from RefSeq and is a predicted model, not a curated record.
GAAAUUCUGUAUUUGACGAUAUGCAUUUGGAAUCAAAUCCUUACUUGAGAUACAGGAUUUAAAUGACAGUUGUAUCUCCAUUAAUAGGAGAUUUCAGUUCUUCAUGUAUCUUGUUUGUUUCCAUCUUGGUCAGUGUGUAUUAGGAGUUAGUGAGGCUGUAGAUGUAGAGAAGGUAUUGUGUGAACUAGUCCUCAGUCAGUGUGUAUUAGGAGUUAGUGAGGCUGUAGAUGUAGAGAAGGUAUUGUGUGAACUAGUCCUCAGUCAGUGUGUAUUUGGAGUUAGUGAGGCUGUAGAUAUAGAGAAGGUAUUGUGUGAACUAGUCCUCAGUCAGUGUGUAUUAGGAGUUAGUGAGGCUGUAGAUGUAGUGAAGGUAUUGUGUGAACUAGUCCUCAGUCAGUGUGUAUUAGGAGUUAGUGAGGCUGUAGAUGUAGAGAAGGUAUUGUGUGAACUAGUCCUCAGUCAGUGUGUAUUAGGAGUUAGUGAGGCUGUAGAUGUAGAGAAGGAAUUGUGUGAACUAGUCCUCAGUCAGUGUGUAUUAGGAGUUAGUGAGGCUGUAGAUGUAGUGAAGGUAUUGUGUGAACUAGUCCUCAGUCAGUGUGUAUUAGGAGUUAGUGAGGCUGUAGAUGUAGAGAAGGUAUUGUGUGAACUAGUCCUCAGUCAGUGUGUAUUAGGAGUUAGUGAGGCUGUAGAUGUAGAGAAGGAAUUGUGUGAACUAGUCCUCAGUCAGUGUGUAUUAGGAGUUAGUGAGGCUGUAGAUGUAGUGAAGGUAUUGUGUGAACUAGUCCUCAGUCAGUGUGUAUUAGGAGUUAGUGAGGCUGUAGAUGUAGUGAAGGUAUUGUGUGAACUAGUCCUCAGUCAGUGUGUAUUAGGAGUUAGUGAGGCUGUAGAUGUAGAGAAGGUAUUGUGUGAACUAGUCCUCAGUCAGUGUGUAUUAGGAGUUAGUGAGGCUGUAGAUGUAGAGAAGGUAUUGUGUGAACUAGUCCUCAGUCAGUGUGUAUUAGGAGUUAGUGAGGCUGUAGAUGUAGAGAAGGUAUUGUGUGAACUAGUCCUCAGUCAGUGUGUAUUAGGAGUUAGUGAGGCUGUAGAUGUAGAGAAGGUAUUGUGUGAACUAGUCCUCAGUCAGUGUGUAUUAGGAGUUCGUGAGGCUGUAGAUGUAGAGAAGGUAUUGUGUGAACUAGUCCUCAGUCAGUGUGUAUUAGGAGUUAGUGAGGCUGUAGAUGUAGAGAAGGUAUUGUGUGAACUAGUCCUCAGUCAGUGUGUAUUAGGAGUUAGUGAGGCUGUAGAUGUAGAGAAGGUAUUGUGUGAACUAGUCCUCAGUCAGUGUGUAUUUGGAGUUAGUGAGGCUGUAGAUAUAGAGAAGGUAUUGUGUGAACUAGUCCUCAGUCAGUGUGUAUUAGGAGUUAGUGAGGCUGUAGAUGUAGUGAAGGUAUUGUGUGAACUAGUCCUCAGUCAGUGUGUAUUAGGAGUUAGUGAGGCUGUAGAUGUAGAGAAGGUAUUGUGUGAACUAGUCCUCAGUCAGUGUGUAUUAGGAGUUAGUGAGGCUGUAGAUGUAGAGAAGGAAUUGUGUGAACUAGUCCUCAGUCAGUGUGUAUUAGGAGUUAGUGAGGCUGUAGAUGUAGUGAAGGUAUUGUGUGAACUAGUCCUCAGUCAGUGUGUAUUAGGAGUUAGUGAGGCUGUAGAUGUAGAGAAGGUAUUGUGUGAACUAGUCCUCAGUCAGUGUGUAUUAGGAGUUAGUGAGGCUGUAGAUGUAGAGAAGGUAUUGUGUGACCUAGUCCUCAGUCAGUGUGUAUUAGGAGUUAGUGAGGCUGUAGAUGUAGAGAAGGUAUUGUGUGAACUAGUCCUCAGUCAGUGUGUAUUAGGAGUUAGUGAGGCUGUAGAUGUAGAGAAGGUAUUGUGUGAACUAGUCCUCAGUCAGUGUGUAUUAGGAGUUAGUGAGGCUGUAGAUGUAGAGAAGGUAUUGUGUGAACUAGUCCUCAGUCAGUGUGUAUUAGGAGUUAGUGAGGCUGUAGAUGUAGAGAAGGUAUUGUGUGAACUAGUCCUCAGUCAGUGUGUAUUAGGAGUUAGUGAGGCUGUAGAUGUAGAGAAGGUAUUGUGUGAACUAGUCCUCAGUCAGUGUGUAUUAGGAGUUAGUGAGGCUGUAGAUGUAGAGAAGGUAUUGUGUGAACUAGUCCUCAGUCAGUGUGUAUUAGGAGUUAGUGAGGCUGUAGAUGUAGAGAAGGUAUUGUGUGAACUAGUCCUCAGUCAGUGUGUAUUAGGAGUUAGUGAGGCUGUAGAUGUAGAGAAGGUAUUGUGUGAACUAGUCCUCAGUCAGUGUGUAUUAGGAGUUAGUGAGGCUGUAGAUGUAGUGAAGGUAUUGUGUGAACUAGUCCUCAGUCAGUGUGUAUUAGGAGUUAGUGAGGCUGUAGAUGUAGAGAAGGUAUUGUGUGAACUAGUCCUCAGUCAGUGUGUAUUAGGAGUUAGUGAGGCUGUAGAUGUAGAGAAGGUAUUGUGAAGGCGGUAUUGUGUGAACUAGUUCUCAGUCAGUGUGUAAUGGUAUGAUAGAGAUGUACAAGUUAGGUGUUUGGUC